AUGGCUCUCCAAGCAACUGAGAAAGGUUGGUUUUCCAAGUCACUUUAUCAUGCUUAUAUCAAUGUGUAUUCUGAAAGUUCAAGGUGUUUGGUGGCGGAGACAGGGUUUGUUUUUCGGCUAAGAGAUUGGGGAAGUUGGCUUUGUGGGACAAUUGUUUGGGGAAAGAAGAGUGUUCAUUGUUUUGCUGCGCUUGGGUGUGUUAAGGAAGGUGAGUGUGUUCAUGGGUAUGUAUGUAAACUGGGUUUUAGCUAUGAUAAUACUGUGGUGAAUUCUCUGAUGGCUUUCUAUUUCAAGAAUAGAAGAAUUGAAAGUGCACGGAAGGUGUUUGAUGAAUUGCGUGACCGAGAUGUUAUAUUGUGGAAUUCAAUGAUUAGUGCGUAUGUGUCAAAUGGUGCUGCGGAGAAGGGAGUGGAGGUUUUCAGGCAGAUGUUUUGUCCAGGGAUUGAUGUGGACUUGGCUACGAUUAUCAAUGUUCUAAUGGCGUGUUCGGGCUGUGGAAAUCUUGCAUUAGGUAGGGUAGUUCGUGCUUAUGCGAUAAAAUCUGGUUUCAACAUAGAUGUUAUGUUCUGUAAUAAUGUUCUAGAUAUGUAUUCAAAAUGUGGCGAUUUGAGUGAUGCAAUUCGAGUGUUUGAGAAGAUGGGUCAAAGAAGUGUUGUGUCGUGGACUUCGAUGAUAGCAGGUUAUGUUCGUGAAGGUCUUUCGGACAAGGCAAUCGAGUUGUUUUGUGAAAUGGAAGAGAAUUAUGUUAGCCCAGAUGUUUAUACAAUCACAAGCAUACUUCAUGCUUGUGCUUGUAGUGGCUCGAUGGAAAAAGGCAAGGAUAUACACAAGUAUAUUAGAGAACAUGGCAUGGACUCGAGUUUGUUUGUCUGUAAUUUGCUCAUUGUUUGUUCUAUUUUAGAGGUGCAAAAGGGUAAUCUUGCUACUGGUUAA
Messenger RNA from Rosa chinensis, 933 nucleotides. RefSeq names its product pentatricopeptide repeat-containing protein DOT4, chloroplastic. The coding region runs from base 1 to 933 and encodes 310 amino acids. Gene Ontology annotation, molecular function: protein binding; RNA binding. Lineage: Eukaryota; Viridiplantae; Streptophyta; Magnoliopsida; Rosales; Rosaceae. Gene Ontology annotation, biological process: RNA modification. The record is from RefSeq and is a predicted model, not a curated record. The transcript is spliced from 4 exons. Gene Ontology annotation, cellular component: intracellular membrane-bounded organelle.